This is a messenger RNA of Solea senegalensis (Senegalese sole), 634 nucleotides long. RefSeq names its product prolactin (gene prl). The record is from RefSeq and is a predicted model, not a curated record. Gene Ontology annotation, biological process: response to nutrient levels; positive regulation of receptor signaling pathway via JAK-STAT; positive regulation of cell population proliferation. Gene Ontology annotation, molecular function: hormone activity. The transcript is spliced from 5 exons. Gene Ontology annotation, cellular component: extracellular region. NCBI's taxonomy places the organism in Eukaryota, Metazoa, Chordata, Actinopteri, Pleuronectiformes, Soleidae. Bases 2 to 634 code for a protein of 210 amino acids.
GAUGGCUCACAGGACCAAAGGAAGCAAACUCUUCAUCACAGUUCUCUAUGUGGUGACAUCAUGCAGCGCCGUCCCCAUCAGUGACCUGCUGGACCGCGCCUCUCAGCGCUCUGACAGGAUGCACUCACUCAGCAGAACCCUCACCCACGAGCUGGACUCUCAUUUUCCUCCCAUAGGUCGGAUGAUGAGCCCUCGUCCCUCAAUGUGCCACACCUCGUCUCUGCAGACACCCAGCGACAAGAUGCAAACGCUUCAAGUCUCUGAGUCCGACCUGUUGUCUCUGGCUCGCUCUCUGCUCCAAGCCUGGCUGGACCCUCUGGUGGUUCUGUCGGCCUCUGCCAGGACUCUGCCGCACCCGGCACAGAACGCCAUAUCCAACAAGAUCCAGGAGCUGCAGGAGCACUCCAAGAACCUGGGAGACGGUCUGGAUAUCCUCUCUGGGAAGAUGGGUCCGGAAGCUCAGAACCUCUCCUUCCUUCCCUUCAGAGGAGGGAAUGAAAUCGGCCAGGACCGGAUUUCCAAAUUAGUCAACUUCCAUUUCCUGAUGUCCUGCUUUCGACGGGACUCCCACAAGAUUGACAGCUUCCUGAAAGUCCUUCGUUGCCGAGCAACGAUGCAACCUGAGUUGUGCUAA